This is a messenger RNA of Meloidogyne enterolobii, 240 nucleotides long. Lineage: Eukaryota; Metazoa; Nematoda; Chromadorea; Rhabditida; Meloidogynidae. The record is from the annotation of a GenBank genome assembly.
AUGAUUGAUUGGUGUAGAGUACCUAAUGAAAAUUCUUUGGUCUAUGCAACCGGUUGGUGUUCCCACGCCGCUAGAGGCCUAAUUGCUGAUAGUCAACAACAGGCAUAUUCUGUAGCUGACCAAAUCUAUGAAGAUUUAAAUAAAAUAAAUUCUACAAAAAAUUCUGUCAAAAAAAUGUCUGCUAGAACCCAAAUUCAACAGAAACUCUGCUCUAGAGGAGUAGAAUUUAUUAAUUGGUAA